This is a messenger RNA of Mesorhabditis belari, 1167 nucleotides long. Lineage: Eukaryota; Metazoa; Nematoda; Chromadorea; Rhabditida; Rhabditidae. The record is from the annotation of a GenBank genome assembly.
AUGUGCUCUAAUUCAAGGAUGAACACAAGGAUUUGCCAAGCGCUGACACUUUACCUAUUGGGCGUGCUGCUUCACGUUGCCCAUUCAUCACCGCUUCAAAGUGACUCAACGCAAUGUGGAGUGACGCUAAAGUCGGCAGGGGCCACCGAUAAAUUUGGCACCAACGUCGGCCACGCGAUUCACUCAAUCACCGUACGUGCCCUCAGGAAAUUUGACCCGUCGGUGAGCGUGAAGAAUCGCGUUCCGACGGUGAAUCUGAACCUUUCCUCGGAGACCGUGCUCCUCUCGUAUGCACCCGAUCGACGCGGCCCCAGCGAUGCGCUCUUCCAUUCGGACGGAAUGAAGACUUUUGAUGAGAUUCUCUCACAAAUGGACGAUCCAACGUGGGCUCUCAAAGGGUUCAGCCCACUCGAGAAGCUCGUUCACGCGUUCCACAUGGAAGAGGCCUGGUCGAUGACCCUUCAUCAAUACCAAAAGGUUCAACAAAAUCCCCCAUCAGGCGACGUUUGUCGAUGUGCAAACGAUGUCGAGAAUAAUGGAGUGAUGAAAAUGCUCGGCUUUGUUGCGCAAGCCCUCCGUGCUGAACCAAUCGAGACGAUCCAGGAGAAUGGCGAUCCGCGAAACAGAAAAGUCAAAUUCGAUUAUGAGAAACUCAAAAGUUGGGGAACUUCAAACACCAACGACAAAAAGGGUCGAAUCUCGUACGAUUACAAUCGUCAGGCCGAUGCACAAGUGCCAGUUGGAAAGAAGUCUUUGAGCGAAAACGACAAAAAGGGACGAAUUUCUUACAACUACGAGAAGCUCGACGAGCAAGAGGCAGUGAAACCCUCCGCGAGAGAUGGAGUCAAGUUUGACUACGCACAACAAAUGAACCAAAAAAAAGCUCAAACCAACGACAAAAAAGGCCGAAUCUCGUACGAUUACAAUCGACAAGCCGAUCAAGCCGAAGUUGGAAAGAAAUCUUUGAACGAAAACGACAAAAAGGGACGAAUUUCUUACAGCUACGAGAAGCUCGAUGAGCAAGAGCAAGCCGAUCACGGCGAAGACAACUCAUUGCCUCUUUUGGAUAACGCCGCGGCUUGGGAGGUGUGGAAACCGACUCUGAUCACGAUGAAAGCCGAGGAUCAUUUUGACACGGCGCUUUUCUUGUAUUGUGCCCUUAGAAAC